Metarhizium brunneum ARSEF 3297 is the source of this 1251-nucleotide messenger RNA. RefSeq lists its product as uncharacterized. The record is from RefSeq and is a predicted model, not a curated record. NCBI's taxonomy places the organism in Eukaryota, Fungi, Ascomycota, Sordariomycetes, Hypocreales, Clavicipitaceae.
AUGAGACGCGCGACGCCUAGACACAUCGGCUUUGUUUGCGACUCUUGUGCCUUCACUCAGUCACAAGCGUCCAAACAACCCAUUGGCGUGCGAUGGUCCGCCCGAUGCGCUGGUGUUUCGAGGCAGCUGGGGCGGACGACAUCCGCGCCGCGAUGGUCAUCGACAGCGGCAAGUAAUGUCACAGGAGACCACGCCCAGUCUUCAUACGUGAGACGGACCCAACCCUCCAAGGCACCGGCGCACAUCACCGACCCUGCGGCCCUCGCCCAGGUAGCUGAGGACAGCAAAAAAAAGUUCUUCUCUGUCGAUGGCAUCCCGGCUGUCCAGUUGACCAAUGCCGCUCUCGAAUCAUGCCUCCGCGCCGCAUCCGCCCUCCAUCCUCAGCUGAAGCGGGCAGAAGCGCAGUCUAAAGCUUCUGCAUCAAAACUGGUUGCUCUGGGCGCCGAGCGAACUGGCGCAAGGAUACCAGUCGAAGCCAAGAUCCAAGAAGCAGUCAACAGAAUAUCAUACUCAGCAUAUACCAUCAUCACACACCCCAACGUCGAGAUGACCCCUGAAUUUCUCGAGACCUAUGUCCAGAUCCAAUCGCAGCUGGGCCGUCCCGAGUCUCUCCCAUCCGUGCUGGAACUCUAUGCUUCCAAGCCCAAGCCCGUGGUGAAAGACGGCCAGAUUCAAUACGUCCAGCCGAACCCCAAUGCCGCAUCACGAGCUAUUGAGGAAGGGGUCGCCGCCACGGCUCUUCAGACAGCCAUUGACGCCAAAAACCUAGAUGCCUCGCUAGGUAUCAUCGAAGCAGCAUACACCGUCCCAGCAUUCAAACGCCAGAAAUUAAUACGCCACGGCACCGCCCCGGCAAUUGGUCUUGUCACCUUACCCUUUGGUAUAUUCGGCCUGUCGACCGCCUACGCAGCCUACUGGCAAAACACUAUGGACAUUAGUACCGCCACUGGAAUUGGUGUCGCUGGUAUCUCGGGUUAUUUCUUCGUUGUAGGAUCGCUGGGUGUCAUUGCCAAACUCAGCAACAAGGACCAAAUGAAACGAGUUACAUGGGCUCCCGGGACACCACUACGAUACAGGUGGCUACGAGAAGAUGAACGCGCUGCCCUGGACAAGGUCGCCUGUGCAUGGGGUUUCCAAGAGCCCUGGAGACACGGUGAGGAGACGGGGCCAGAGUGGGAGGGAUUGAAAGAGUACAUGGGCUAUAGACAGAUGCUUCUCGAUCGUGUAGAGUUCAUGGAGGGCAUGAGCUAA